Molecule: messenger RNA, 5131 nt
Organism: Epinephelus lanceolatus (giant grouper)
Lineage: Eukaryota; Metazoa; Chordata; Actinopteri; Perciformes; Serranidae
Source: RefSeq, a predicted model, not a curated record
UAAAGCGCUGCUCGGGACUACACAGGCUAUUCGGGUUCGUCCAUCCCAGUGUGAAUUAUUAUUUUUUUAUAAUAACAAAUUUAGACAGAGGUAAAAUAAAAACAAACAGACGGAGCCAGCACUGAGGAAUAAUAUUUCUAAUCAACAGAAAUCUCGGUUUUUGUCUCGACUCAUACUCGACAGAUCAUCUUUCAAUCGAGAUCCCACAGUGUGGGAAUGGGAAAUGAUGGAGGAUAAAGGGCCUCGUGUAGCCGACUACUUUGUGGUUGCCGGCCUCACCGACUCAUCCAAGCCUUUGGAGGAGGAGCUCCACUUUGAUGAUGCCGGUCCCAAGUCUGUGAAACCAAAAGCCCCUAUCACUGACGUAGCUGUGGUGAUUCGCUCCCUGGGUGAAGAAGUACCCCCGGGGUUCACCUGUGUUGAAAGCACCCCCUCAGGCCUCUCUGCAGAGCUCAAUGGAGCCAGCCUCAGGGGCCCACAGAUAUUCUUGUGCUUCAAGCGAGGCAGAGAUAAGCCUCCACUGACAGAUCUUGGGGUUCUGUAUGAGUGGAAAGAGAAGCUGAAACCUGGAUGUCACAUCGUCCAGACCACCCCCUCAGGUCGCCCUGCCAACAUCAGCAACUCGUCAUCCCAGCGCAUCUACAUCACCUACCGCCGUGCACCGAAGAGUCAACCCCAUACCUCACUGGCUGUCACUGAUGUCUGCGUCAUCAUCCCCGGCAAGGGCGAGACGCCCCCUCACACCUUCUGCAAGGUGGACAAGAAUCUCAACAGCAGCAUGUGGGGAUCCUCAGUCUACCUUUGUUAUAAGAAGUCUCUGGCUAAAACAAACACAAUCGCAUACAAAGCAGGUCUGCUGUGUAGGUAUCCUGAAGAGGACUACGAGUCCUUCCCACUGCCUGAGUCUGUGCCUAUGUUCUGCCUGCCUAUGGGGGCAACAGUCGAGUGCUGGCCAGCACACACCAAACACUCCCUGCCUGUUUUUUCCACAUUUGUCCUGACGGGUGCCUCUGGAGAAAAGGUUUACGGAGCAGCCAUCCAGUUCUAUGAGCCUUACUCAGAGGAGAACCUGUCUGAGCGUCAGCGCUCGCAGCUCGGCCUGCCAAGCUCUGAUCUUGGACCCGAUGGGACCAGGAGUGUUUACAGCAACAAGAGCAUCUGUCUGCUCUCCCACUGGCCCUUCUUCCAGUCCUUCAGAAGCUUUCUUACUUUCCUCUACCGAUACUCCAUCUCUGGACCACAUGCCCUGCCUAUUGAAAAGCACAUCUCUCACUUCAUGCAAAAUGUGCCAUUCCCUUCCACUCAGAGACCACGCAUCCUAGUGCAGCUGUCUCCGCACGACAGCCUGAUACUGAGCCAGCCUGUGUCCUCUCCGCUGCCUCUCAGUGGUGGAAGCCUCUCCACGUUACUCCUGAAUCUGGGCCCGAAGAACGCAGCCACUCUGCUGGUGCUGGCUGUCACAGAGCACAAGAUCCUGGUUCAUUCCCUGCGUCCAGCUGUGCUCACCAGUGUUACAGAGGCCCUUGUGUCUGUAAGUCUUUUAACAGGUGUCAUUGAGAGGGGCUUUGAUCCCCUGUCACUGAUGGCAGCAGAUGCGGUACAAGAGUGUGAUCAGGAGAACAGCGGCACAAACAGGGCCCGCCGUGACCUCGCUGAAGAGAUCGAGAUGUACAUGAAUAAUGGCAACAGCCCUCUGAGCAGUCGCACACCCAGCAUGGACCUGCAGAACCCCUCGAGCCCUUUGUUUCACCCUGCCUCAUCUCCUCACACCUCCCCGCGACCCUCCACCCUGCUCCGCUCUAGCACACACCUCCCGUUGCCUGUGAAAUCAAAGGAGAGGCUGAGGCCGUCGCCGUCUCUUCCUCUGGGUGUCUGUACAAAAGACAGGGAGAGACCUUCCUCCUUGGUGUCACCAUCCUCACCUACUCCCUCCUCCUCAUCGUUCUCCAUGGACUCACUGUUUACCCCGACUCUGGACAUCUUCAAGAGCAGCGUCAUAUCAGCAGGGAAGGGCGUGGCUGAGAAGGCCAGUCGCCUCUACUCUCGUCUGUCCUCCCAGACUUCAUUAACACAGGAUGCAAACUGUGACCGGAUUAGUGUAUCCUCACUGACCUCAGGAGAGGCAGACUGCUCCUCACUGCUUGAUAAUGACUCCUGUCUGGACCCAGAUGGCUUCACCUCCCCCCAGCAUGGCAGCGUUUCCCGACUCAGGAGGAGCCCAGUUGUGGGUCAUAACAACCUGGGAAGCCCCAGCACGCCCAACAGAGUGUUCAGACACAACUCCUUCUCUGGUGGUUUGGCACUUCCUUUUAAACCCCCUCACACUCCAGAUUCCUCCCCCGACACCAGCCGCUUCCAACCCACUCCCAAUUACACCAUGGAGGUGCUGAUGUCCAGCUGUUCACUAUGUAAGACAUGUGACUGUCUGGUGUACGAUGAGGAGAUCAUGGCUGGCUGGACAGCAAACGACUCCAACCUCAACAGCACUUGUCCGUUCUGCGGCACAGCCUUCCUGCCUUUCCUUAAUGUGGAAAUCAAAGACCUGAGACCACAGAGCAGGUCUUCUAAGGAAAGUAAUCCUGUUACUGAGGAGGUCACGUCACCGUCCCUCAAUCCCGAGGCCAAAAUGUCUGCGGCAGACUGUGCAGCUCAGUCAUCUGCAGCUCCCCCGCAGGAGCAGGAGAGCAGCAGGAGUGCUGGGCCUGCGCCAGUGACAGUGCCCUACCUGAGCCCUCUGGUUCUGUGGAAGGAGCUGGAGAGCCUGCUGGUAAAUGAGGGCGACCAGGCCAUCUCCUCCCCGAGUGUCGUCGACCAACACCCAAUUGUCUUCUGGAACCUCGUGUGGUACUUCAGAAGGCUGGAGUUGCCGAGCAACCUGCCGGCUCUCAUCCUGGCCUCCCAGCACUGUAGCCAUGGAGACCAGACUCCUCAGAGCGUUUCAUCCGAGGACAGUAAGCAGGUGCUCGUGAGGAUCAUGUGGGACAACCUGAAGUUGCACAAAGACAAAGUUCAACCCUGCUAUGUCCUGUGGAACACACAUUGUGCAAACUCCCUGGUUCGCUCCGGGCUGUGCGAAGAAGGCCAAGUCUUCACUGUGGAGCUACUGCAGGGUUUUGUGAGGAGCAUUAAGAAGAGUGAUGUCUAUCAGCCCAUGAGCCAAAUCAUCCAGCUGCUGGGGCCAGAGAUGGGCUUUAAGAGACAGAGGAGCCUGUACAGAGAUUUGUUGUUCCUUGCUUUGGUGGCUUUGGGAAAGAACAAUAUAAAUAUCAAUGCUUUUGACCGGGAGUACAAGCUAGCAUAUGACCGCCUCACCCCCAACCAGGUUAAACUGACACACAACUGUGACCGUCCCCCCGGAGCAGGGGUCAUGGAGUGCAGGAGGACUUUUGGGGAGCCUGGUCUGUAAAGUACUUCUCUUCUUCCGUCCCAUUAUGUUUUUCCUUCACGGUCACUGCUGCUGGGUUUCUUCUGUUUGUUUGUUUUUCGGACUGCUCCUUAGACUCAGGACCAGCUCACCUGACUGGAGCGCAGAGCUCUCAAGCACAACGGGACAAUGACACUUAAUGUAAAGCAACUGCCAUGAGUUUCUAGUAUACUGUUAGAGGCGUGGAGUGACAGCCUUGUGUUUGUAAAUAUUUAGAAAAUCCACUGUAUUUUCAGUAUAACUCCAGUAAAAUGUUUGUACAGUUAUUAUACAGUCUAUUUUAUGACUUUGUUUCUGUUGAAGCUGUGAGUAAGUACGUAAAAGUAAGUGUAUGAUCAUCACAUUGUCCAAAUUUAUAAGUGGUCCUGGCGACCUCGUUCAAGACUGUUGUCGAGUGUGUGUAUACUAAGUACAUGCUUUUAGACAUUUGUGUUUUUACAAAGCACUUUGACAAGAUGAGCUCUUGCCACUCAUUUUCAUUUAUGUAACGCUGUGGCCCGGCCACCUUCGCUUAAGUGACUUUUUAUUUGGCAGCUGCAGAACUUACUGCACUGUUUAAUAGUCCCAUUACAUGCAGUUAAUGGAAGCAAAGAAAUUCCUCUUCAUCUGCACCCUGUUAAUAUAGCAGGACCAUGCUCAUAUGCCUGAAUACACUAAAUUAAAUGGUUACAUAAAAAAAAAUAUGAACUUCUGAUUCAACAAGGGAGAACUCAGUUAAUGUAAAUGUAUAAUGUUUGUUUAUUACUCCUUUUUUUGUACAAUGUACCAAAAUAACCUAAAAGGGAAUCUCAUGAUUUAUUUAGUUUUUUUUAAGCAAUAUCUUUUUUAAUGUGAGGACUUACGAGUUUUUUGGGACCACCAAGGAUAGAUGUCCUUAAAAACAGUACAAUCAAACUAAUAGAUGAAUAAAAACUGAAAAUAAAUGUUUUCUGUUAGUUAAAUCGACACAAUUUUUGAUAAAGAAAUUAAUUUAUUGACACAGUAAUUCAUCUAUAAAAAUGUACAGAGUAUUUGAUUCUAGUAUUUUGUAUAUUUCCUUCUGGUCUUCACUGUAUGGUGUACAUGUCAGUUUUGGACAUUUGUACAGCAAUGCACUGUUUAAUGUGAAAUACAGAGCAAAAAAAAGAGGACAUUAUAAAUCUCUUUGGACAGAUGAUGGCGCAGGUUUCUUUGCACUGAGCAUAUUAAAAGAUUAAUUUGAAAGGUGUUAAGUUAGGAGAACAGCUCUGACCUGCCCUGCUUCAAAAUCAUGUCCAAAAAUGAGUGUGAUGGUUCACUGUGUUAAUAUUGUCUCUCACUUUUAACUGACAAAAACCUGCCUACAUUCUGUUCGUACGGUACAAAUGUGACGCAGCUUCACGGUUUAUUACUGGACUUCACCACAGUUAUUUAUGGUGACACGAUGCUGGAUUAGACGAGGCUGUGUGCUUGGAAUAAACACCAAUAUCACAGCAUGUAUAUUUGCAUUUUAUUCACCUUAUAAUGUGUGACAAAAACAAACAAAAAAACACUGAUGACCAAAACAUUUGAUGUCUACAUGUUGUUUACACAAUUUGUCAAUUAAAACAAUGUUUAUGAUGUAUUAUUUAUCAUUUGUAACACAGAUACUAAUUUGUAUGAUUUUUAUAUGAGAAAGAAAUCAAAUUUCUUCCCUGGCUGGAUCUAUAGUUUGCUUUCAUUUAUGAAUAAACACGUUUAUUCUACGGA